ACGUUUCUAGACGAACACGGAUGUGCGACAUGUGGACCAACCCGCUGUAAUGUAGGGCAGGAGAGGGACGAGCAAAGCUUUUAGUGACCGGAGCCGUCAGCUGUUCAACUUCUCCAUCAUCAUGUUACGUGACGGUGUCCACUGAGUGCUCCUGUUCAAGCAGCAGCAGCGGGAAGAGUGUGAGCAGUUCCCCGGGGGAUGGAUUCGUGUCGGCGGGCAGGACUCAGCGGGGUGCUGUGCUCCCUGUCUCUGCUGUGUGUCAUCCUGGACCUGCAGCUGGACGGGGUCUUGGGGGCAACUCAUGUCGAGAUCGAGCACCACUUGGAGAUGGGCCGCAAACUUUUGGCUGCUGGUCAGCUGGCUGAAGCGUUGUCCCACUACCACUCUGCCGUGGAGGGCGACUCUAAGAAUUACCUGACCUACUACAAGCGAGCUGCCGUGUUCCUGGCGAUGGGGAAAUCUAAAUCCGCCCUGCCGGACCUGACCAGAGCCAUCCAGCUCAAGCCAGACUUCCUGGCUGCCAGGUUGCAGAGAGGAAACAUCCUGUUGAAGCAGGGCAACACGCAGGAAGCCAGGGAGGACUUUGAAGCAGUGCUGCAGCGCUCCCCAGACCACGAAGAAGCUCGGGACCAACUGAUGAGAGCAAACGAGCUGGAGGAGAUGCAGGAGGAGGCCCACGCUGCGUACCACCAAGGCGACUACAGCACUACCAUCGCUGUGCUUGAAAGAGUCAUCGAGAUCGCUCCCUGGGAUCCUGAGUCGCGGGAGCUUCGCGCCGAAUGUUACAUCCGAAUGGGGGAUCCGCAGAAAGCCAUCCAGGACCUGACGCCGACCACGAGGCUACGCAACGACAACCGCGCCGCCUUCCUGAAGCUCAGCAUGCUGCACUACAGCCUCGGAGAGCACCACGAGUCACUCAAUCACAUCCGAGAGUGUCUGAAGCUGGACCAGGAUGACAAAGAGUGUUUCGGCCACUACAAGCAGGUGAAAAAGCUCAGCAAGCAGCUGGACUCGGCAGAGGAACUCAUCCAGAUGGAGAGGUAUCAGGAGGCUAUUGAUAAGUAUGAGUCAGUGAUGAAAACGGAGCCUAACGUCCUGUACUACACCAAUCUGGCCAAAGAGAGGAUCUGUUACUGCUUGGUCAAGAUAAAGUUGGCUCACGAAGCCAUAGACGUGUGUUCAGAAGCUCACCAGAGAGACCCCCGAAACGCCAACGUUCUCCGAGACCGAGCCGAGGCUUACAUCCUGAACCAGGACUACGAGAAAGCCGUGGAGGAUUACCAAGAGGCAAGAGAGUUUGACGACAACCACGAAAUCAGAGAAGGUCUGGAACGAGCACAGAAACUGCUUAAAAUCUCUCGGAAGAGGGACUACUACAAGAUCCUCGGUGUCGGCAGGAAUGCAAAUAAGCAGGAGAUCAUCAAGGCGUACAGGAAGCUGGCACAGCAGUGGCACCCAGACAACUUCCAGUCCGAGACUGAGAAGAAGGAAGCGGAAAAGAAGUUUAUCGACAUUGCGUCGGCUAAAGAGGUCCUCACCGACCCAGAAAUGAGGCAGAAGUUUGACGCAGGCGAGGAUCCCCUGGACCCGGAAAACCAACAAGGUGGAGGCGGAGGACAGGGCUGGCCUUUCCACUUCGACCCGUUCCAAUCCGGUGGCAGCUUCCACUUCAAAUUCCACCAAAACUAGAGAGAGGAGGACUCGACGGACACGAGGGUGGUGGUGGUUGGGGAGGGGGGAAGGCAUUUGGGUGUAGAUCGAUGACUGAUUUUUGGAGAAAAAACAAAAAAAGUCUUCCUCAGAACUCGUGCUUCAGCUUGGACACUUUUUUUGUCAGUUACUUGAAACUUUUUGAUUUUUAAAAUACAGUGGGGAAAAAAAAGAAAAAGAAAAAUCGCCACAAAAACAAAAAAAGGACCUUAACAGUUGGAGACCGUUGUCGCUGUGGUUGGAGAAAAAUGAAGUCUUGUGUCAACACUUCAGAUCCCUUAGAAACAGAAAGGUGGUGGUUGAAAGCAGUCGAUGUGGGACAUUUGGAGUGUCUGCUCUUAUUACUCAUUUCUUCCUUUGUGCCAUUCUUUGAACCUUUUAUCGAGGAAUUUUUGUUUUAGGCAGUUGCUCCUGCGUGGACAUUUACAUAGGAGGACUGUCGGUGUGUAGGUGUCAGCUCGCAGUAUUCUUUUAAAAGGAAUCACAUGUUUACUGAUCUCAGUCUAUAUUUUUGACCAUGUCAAACCUUCUCUGCACUAGAGAACCAAGAUUUUUUUAUACAUGAUGCCACCAGGAGGCAUUCUGUCGAGCUUCUAUGUUAAGGGUAAGUAGGUGAGACUUCAGCACUAUUAAAGGAAACUUGUAGGUGUUCAAGUUUUUAAAAUCCUAUGGAUCUUAAAUCAGUGCCGCUCUGUGAUUGUGUUUGAUUUAUUUUUUUUGUUUUCUGCAGAUAUUUAAUUGGAUUAAUGUGUGAAUUCUGUCUUUUGGCUGUAUCCUCGACAGACUCCAAAUAAUAUUACGGAUGUAACUUAUGAAAA
Larimichthys crocea (large yellow croaker) is the source of this 2528-nucleotide messenger RNA. It is a transcript of the gene dnajc3b, whose product is annotated as DnaJ (Hsp40) homolog, subfamily C, member 3b. The transcript has 13 exons. Lineage: Eukaryota; Metazoa; Chordata; Actinopteri; Sciaenidae. The coding region runs from base 199 to 1689 and encodes 496 amino acids. Gene Ontology annotation, cellular component: endoplasmic reticulum. Gene Ontology annotation, molecular function: misfolded protein binding; protein-folding chaperone binding. Gene Ontology annotation, biological process: protein folding in endoplasmic reticulum. The record is from RefSeq and is a predicted model, not a curated record.